Messenger RNA from Glycine soja, 2954 nucleotides. Its product is annotated as WD repeat-containing protein 44-like. Gene Ontology annotation, molecular function: protein binding. The record is from RefSeq and is a predicted model, not a curated record. The coding region runs from base 43 to 2862 and encodes 939 amino acids. Lineage: Eukaryota; Viridiplantae; Streptophyta; Magnoliopsida; Fabales; Fabaceae. The transcript has 8 exons.
UCCAUCACCCAAUCCCUGUUUUGAUGCCAAUGUGCCGCCGCCAUGGAACGCAGGAAAACGCUCACGAUGAACUGGGACGGCCUCGGCGACGUUGACGACGACGACACCUUCUUCGAGUCCUACAACCGCCUCUCCACCGCCGCUCCCCUUGACCUCCCUUCUUCUUCCGACGAUGACGACGACGAUGAUUUCGAUGAUCCCCGCCUCUCCUUCGUCUCUGCUGCCUCGUCUCUUCAGUCACGAAAAAACAGGGCCCCUCCGCCGAUCGACACCGCUUCAGAUUACGGCAUAUGGAUGGCUGCCCCCGUGUCAAUCACCGAGAGGCGAAAGCGAUUGCUCCACGGCAUGGGCCUAGACGACGACCACAAGGAGUUCUCAAAAGCCACGAACGUAGUUUCAAAGAAGAUCGACUCUGCUCCUUCUUCUAACUCCUCUGAGAAAAAAUCAAUACUUUUAACUACUUCCUUGCCGGUUACUAUUCCACCUUCGGAUUCUUCUGUUUCGGAACACAAAAAAACAGAGCAGUCCUCUGUUCAUUUAGUUCUCGUUCGUUCUCGUUCCGAGGGAGACGUCGAUUUGUUCUCCAUGGAGAGGUCGAGGAAGGAAAAUUUCAUCGGGAAGCAGUCGAAGCAGCGGCUUACGAGAACCGCCACGGAGGUGGCCUUCCCGCGCGGAGGAAACGGAACCGGAGGCAGAGCGGUGGUGAGAGAUUCCGACGACGCAGCAACCUCAAAGCGAAGCGUGGCGAAAUUGGAGAACUCGGGAGUGGGAGCGUUUUUCUUGAUUAGAAAUCUGGACACCGGGAAGGAGUUCAUUGUGAAUGAGUACGGCAAAAACGGAGCGUGGAAUAGGCUGAGUGAUUUGCAGACGGGGAAGCAGUUAACGAUGGAGGAGUUCGAGAGGACGGUGGGGAAGUCGCGCGUGGUGAACCAGCUUAUGAGGCGUGCGCAUACAGGUAGGGUCAACCACAACGACGGUUUGUCGCGCAAGCUUUCUUCGAGCUCUUACAUUUCGAGGAGUUUGAGGAUGAGCAAGAGAAGAGGUGCUGCGUUGUUGAAGAACAUUAAAGGCGUGGCGAGCGGGUUCAUCGGCGAGCGAGAGCCGAUAACGAUGCCGGUGCCGGUGAUGGAGGCGAAGAAUCAGUGGGUGAGAGUUCGGCAGACUGGGAAAGCGCACAAGGAGCUCUCUGCUUUGCAUCUGUGUCAGGAGUUUCAGGCUCACGAGGGGUGCGUGUGGACGAUUAGGUUUAGUUUGGAUGGACGGUAUCUGGCGAGUGCGGGAGAGGAUAGGGUGAUUCACGUGUGGGAAGUGCAGGAGUGUGAGGUUAUGUCUCUCAGGCCUGACGAGGGAAGUCUCACUCCUCUUCACCCCUCGCUUCUUGCAUCGUCCAGUGAGACUCCUUCUUUGUCUAGUGAGAAGAAGAAGAAAGGGAAAUUCGGAAGCAAAAGAGGCACAGCCAUCCCUGAAUAUGUUCAUGUUCCUGAAACUGUCUUCUCACUUUCCGACAAGCCGCAUUGCUCUUUUCGUGGCCAUUUAGAUGAUGUUUUGGAUUUGUCUUGGUCUAAAUCUCAGUUACUUCUCUCAUCUUCGAUGGAUAAAACAGUCAGAUUGUGGGAUUUGGAAACUAAGACUUGCUUGAACAUGUUUGCCCAUAAUGACUAUGUAACCUGCAUACAAUUCAAUCCUAUCCACGAUGAUUAUUUCAUCAGUGGUUCGCUCGAUGCUAAGGUCAGAAUAUGGAACAUCCCUGAACGCCAAGUCGUGAAUUGGACUGAUAUCCACGAAAUGAUUACUGCAGUGUCUUAUACACCUGACGGUCAGGGUGCUCUGGUUGGUUCCCUUAAAGGGAGUUGUCGUACAUAUAGGACAGAAGAUUGCAUACUAACUCAAACUGGCACAAUUGAGAUUCGACACAAGAAGAAAUCCCAACUACGAAAGGUCACUGGUUUCCAGUUUGCUCCAGGCAAACCAUCAGAAGUUCUUGUCACUUCAGCCGAUUCCAGGAUAAGAAUUUUGGAGAGUUCAGAGGUCGUUCAAAAGUACAAAGGUUUUCGAAAUGCAAACAGCUCAAUUGCAGCUUCAUUUAGUCCAGAUGGGAGAUACAUUAUAAGUGCCAGUGAAGAUUCUCAAGUAUAUAUCUGGAAGCAUGAAGAGCAUAGAAGUGGAGGCAGUGGAAAGGGUAGAAAUGUGCUAGUUACCCGUUCUCACGAGCACUUCCAUUGUAAAGAUGUUUCAGUAGCAAUACCAUGGCCGUGUACCAUAAGAGGUGAUCCUCCUCUAGUGCCAACACAUCAUUCCAAAAGACAUUCAAAACGUUCUCAGGCACCUUCUAAUUGCAUAGAAGACACAUCAUCGCCAUCUGCUACAAACAGUAAGAGAACGCUUCCACCCCUUCCCAACAAGAAGAGUAAUAAUAACCAUGCCACAGAAGGUGCUUCAAAUUCCCCAAGGGAAGACCCUGCAGCAAUUUCACACACAGAAUCCGGACUUAAUGAUUCGUUUGUAAACAGUAAGAGAAUGAUGCCACAAUCUCCGAUGAAAGCUAACUGCCACACUGCAGGGGAUGAAGACAUCGAAGCAAUUUCACGAACAGAUUCAGGAUUUAGUGAUUCAUUUAGUUCUGGCUCAUCCUCAGUUAGGUGUGGUGAUUCACCUUCUUCAUCAUGGUCCUCUUCUUAUUCAUUGUUGGACAGUAGCCAUGUUUCUUCCACAGUUCUUCCUUCAGCAUGGGGCUUGGUAAUUGUCACGGCUGGGUUUGGAGGUGAAAUCAAAUGUUAUCAAAAUUUCGGGUUGCCUAAAAGGAUGGGUAGGCAACCCCAUCUUUUUGGAGGCCAUAACAGUUCUUCUCAUGGCAACACCUAGAAGAUUUUCUUUUUCUCUUUAUUCAAAUUUAAAUGUAGGAUUGACACAUGAUGAAAUUCUCAAUUUUUCUUGAUUAUUUUUUUGGUCUUAAA